ACUGGGUAACCAAAACAUGAUGCUACAAAAAAGAUCUUCAAUUGCUAGUUGGGUCUCUUAUGUAGAUAUGUCAAGUACUCCCUCAAGAAAGACCAUUUGUACAGAGGUUCAUAAAGAUGCAUCAAACAUAGGAGGCGGGGCAACAUUCAAAAACUACUUUACAGCAUUUAAAUGGGCCAAUCAAAUCGUUAUAGCCGAUCAUGACAUUCAAGAAUCUAAUGCUGAAGCUUACUACUCAGGAUUUUGCAGAAAUCCUCAAAUCAAUAGGAUUAUAGCUCAGAUAUACGAAACUCAGAUCCAAGGGAAUUUUUCAAUAAAAUUAGAACAUAUACCAGGCAAACAAAACAGAGAUGCUGACUUGCUAUCACUAAGUGGUCACAAGGAAUACUUAUUCAAACAUCCGGCGGCACAAUAUCUUCAACCUGAUGUUCCACCAGAAUAUGCUAAUGCAAUUUCUCUUAUUCCUUCAUUGCUAACUUAUGAAGCAAUCAUCAGACGGUAUCAAACAUUGGCUGAUAAACAACACUGGAGAAAUGAGGAUGGCAGUGUUUCCCCACCAACAAUUUCGUCCUAUUUAUCAGCGCUAAAAUUUCAUCACUCAAGAAAUUCAUAUGACUGGGCACCAGUGCGAAAUGACGGAAAUUCUGAAAACGAUAGAUGCAAAUCACAGACACAAACCAAUGACUUACUUUUCUGGUCAGUGGCAUUAACUGCAUUUUAUCGACUAGCGCAGCUUGGGGAGCUCUUGCCGGACCGCAAACUGGAUGGAAGCAAAGUCCCACAAUUACAAGCUCUAAGAUUCGAGUACACCAACUCUGGGACAUUCACAACAGUUCAACUUGCAAGAACCAAAAAGCACAAAGCCGAAAUCAGAUCCACACUCAUAAUAAACCCAACUAAAGAUAACUUAUGCCCCAUCAAGUCACUAAAAGCUACGUCAUUCGAUGCACCUGCCCAUCCUAUGCACCCGACAAUGGGCUACUGUUCAACGGCUAGACGAAAACAGAUUACUCAUAAAAUUGGCUCGAAGAUUACAAUAAAAGAAUAUAAUAAGUUCCUUGAACGUCAAGAGUCUUCCAGUUAUAAAUAUCAACGAAGAGACAACGGCGAUGUUUUUGUAAUUGAUAUGAGUGGUUAUGAGCAUGAUCUGGUUGUUACGCUAUUACAAGACUACUUCAAAGUUCCAAAUAACACCAUUAUUGACCCUCCAAUUAUUGUUGGCAGUGACACGUUCCAUUAUAGCCCUUCUGGAACUGGAGAACUAAUUGCAGCAGAUGUUUCAGUAUAUCCAAAUAGGAAUCAUGUCCAACAAUCUCGUGCUCCAUAUCCUGGACUCCUCCAGGAAAUUCAGAAAAUAAUUUGUGAAGUAGGUAAUCAUCAGACUACUGCAAAUUGGAAUGCUAAAUGUCAACUCUGGAUAAAUCAAGUUUAUGUACGAUUUGUACUUGGGAUUAAGUUGCAUAAAAAAAGGACUACAAGAGAUGGUCAAGGACGAUACCACAUAUCAAUGGCGGCCAGGCUGUGGCAGCAGGGUGUAGCUAG
Dentiscutata heterogama is the source of this 1542-nucleotide messenger RNA. NCBI's taxonomy places the organism in Eukaryota, Fungi, Glomeromycota, Glomeromycetes, Diversisporales, Gigasporaceae. The record is from the annotation of a GenBank genome assembly.